AUGCUAAAGCAACUACUUCAAGGGCAAGCUGAUGGGGUAGUGGACACAAGCAAGAAGCUAGCUGAAAUAAACUCUAAGAUCGAGAACCUCAACACAAGGGUUUACUCUCUGGAGAAUCAUGCUUCUUCUGUUGCUGCUGCUACAAAGCAAGGACAACUACCUGGUAAAGCUAUUCAGAACCCCAAGGAACAGUGCAAGGUCAUCUUCACUCAAGAAGGACUUGUUGAAGAAGAGGAUCAAGAAAGGGUCAUUGAAGAUUUUUGUUUACUGCUGAAUGAUGAAGAGAUUGUUGCUGCUGAGGCUCCUGGAGUCCAGAUUGAUCAACCAGAAGUGCAUGCACCUACUGUGGCCAUUCACACUUCACCAGUUGAGCUCGCACGACAAGCUCGAUCGGCAGCUCGAUCGAGUCCAACUCUAGCUCGAUCGAGUCCGACCUCUUCUGUCCCAGCCUGUUUUGCUUGA
Microthlaspi erraticum is the source of this 462-nucleotide messenger RNA. The record is from the annotation of a GenBank genome assembly. NCBI's taxonomy places the organism in Eukaryota, Viridiplantae, Streptophyta, Magnoliopsida, Brassicales, Brassicaceae.